This is a messenger RNA of Apodemus sylvaticus (European woodmouse), 1203 nucleotides long. RefSeq names its product CDC42 small effector 1 (gene Cdc42se1). The transcript has 5 exons. Gene Ontology annotation, biological process: regulation of Rho protein signal transduction. Bases 331 to 570 code for a protein of 79 amino acids. Lineage: Eukaryota; Metazoa; Chordata; Mammalia; Rodentia; Muridae. The record is from RefSeq and is a predicted model, not a curated record. Gene Ontology annotation, cellular component: plasma membrane. Gene Ontology annotation, molecular function: small GTPase binding.
CUCUGCCGGCCCGCCCUCGACUCCCCGCCGUGCCGAGCAGCUGCCCGGGGACCGGAGUGGCGGAGCCCCCGCCCGCUGCGGGGACGCCGGGGAACCUCAGGAUUCCACAUCUAAAGAAGACAGGACCUUGUGCCUCCCUGCCCAAGCCUCUUGCUGGUGUUCUUAGUGGCCCCACCGCCCUCCACCGAAAGGCCACAUAUUGGUCACUAGGACCUUUUCCCAGCCUCUCCGGGGCGGUGUUAACACCUGAGUGUGAAGACUGGUCGGGCAGCCACACAAGAGCCCCCUGGGGCCUCUGGCAGUGGCCUGAAGCUGGAACCGUCAGGGAACAUGAGUGAGUUUUGGCACAAACUGGGCUGCUGCGUGGUGGAGAAACCCCAGCCGAAGAAAAAGAGAAGACGGAUUGACCGCACCAUGAUUGGGGAGCCGAUGAACUUUGUCCACCUGACUCACAUCGGCUCUGGGGAGAUGGGGGCCGGAGAUGGACUUGCCAUGACAGGUGCAGUUCAGGAGCAGAUGAGAUCCAAGGGAAACCGUGACAGACCGUGGAGCAGUUCUAGGGCCUUGUAGCGCCCGUGGAAUUGGUUCUGCAGUCUUGGAAUUCCCAUUCUGUGUCCAGCCCAGAAGAAAUGCCAUCACCAGAUCCCUUCAACCAGUGACCCAAAGGCCCCUCUCUCUAACAAGUGCCUCAAAAGGAGUGGGGGGGCUGGACUCCCUCUACUCCUCUGGCCUCUGCCCCUCCUGGAGAUGGGGCUCAAGGCAGCAGGACUGACUAAGUGACUACUGGUGGGCCAGAGGAGCUCAGCUGAAGCCCUGAACGCCCUUGAUCUGAGCUGGGGGCUCUCUGGGAACCUGGGAUAGGCUCCCUGCCCCUGAAUGAAGGUCGGGUGCCGCCUGUUUCAGCUUCUUGCCUUUAUUCUUUCACGGAGGCGGGCGGGUGUGGGAGCCACAGCUGAACCCAGCUUUGCUACAAUUCUUCCUGCUUCCUUGCCCUUCCGUUCCUUCUGGAAUGAACACUGCAGAGCUGAAUAAGGGGCUGGGUGGCCACCGCCCGGCCCGCUCUGGAUUUCAGACCUUAAGGUCACAGCCCUCUGCUGGCACCAGGGUCUUGCUCCAGCUAGGCCUCUAAUCCCAUGCUUCUGUAGUAUUAAGAGCUUCCCAGAAAUAUUUUUUUAAUUAAAAUCUUAAUUUGAGUUCUUUUAA